AUGUCCCGCGAGGAGCUAUUGGUGCUACGAAAGACCCUCACAGAACUACUCGACAAGGGAUUUAUUAGAGUCAGCAGCUCGCCAGCCGCAGCACCAGUCCUUAUGGACCGCUAUCCCUUGCCUUUACUGAGCGAGACCUUGCGAACGAUAGCCAAGGCAAGGUGGUUCACCAAGGUAGAUGUUAUAGCAGCGUUCCAUAAGAUCAGGGUCGCCCCUGGCGACGAAGAAAAGACAGCCUUCAGAACGCGCUAUGGAUCCUUCGAAUGGCUGGUAGUUCCAUUCGGCCUGACAGGCGCACCAGCAGCCUUUCAGCGGUAUAUUAACAGCGUGCUCCAGGAUUACCUCGAUGAUUUUGUGUCAGCGUAUAUCGACGAUGUCCUGAUCUUCUCCUCUGGAAGCCUGCAAGACCACCGCGACAAAGUCGGCAAGGUCCUCCAACGACUGAUGGACGCUGGGCUGCAACUGGACAUCAACAAGAGCGAAUUCGAAGUCAAGGCUGUGAAAUACCUUGGGUUCAUCAUCGAGGCGGAGUGGAUGGGCAACCCGACGAAUAUUAAAUCCGUGAGGAGUUUUAUCGGAUUCGCGAACUUCUACAGGGUGUUUAUGCCAGACUUCUCGGUGAUAGCGGAGCCGCUAACGCGGCUAACGAAGAAGGACGUGCCAUUCCGUUGGGAUGGAUUGUGCGAAGAAGCCUUCGAGAAGCUCAAGGACCUGUUGAUCACGGCCCCGAUCCUUGCACUUCCAUCCAGAAAGGAGACUAUCGUGGAAGCGGACGCUUCAGGAUUCGCGUCGGGAGGCAAACAUUCGGCAGCCGAAGCGAACUACGCUAUCCAUGACAAGGAGCUACUCGCCAUUCUCAGAUGUUUGGAGCAGUGGGAACCAGAGCUACGGGCAGUAGAGCACUUCAAGAUCCUAACGGACCACAAGAACCUGAGAUACUUCUACUCGGAAAGGAGGUUGACAGAGAGACAAGUGCGGUGGUCGGAGUUCCUAUCACAGUUCCAAUUCAAGCUCGAAUGGAGGCCGGGCCGCAAGGGCGGAUUGCCUGACGCGCUCUCUCGACGGGACCAGGAUAUGCCGGCAAACUACUCCGAUGAACGACUAAAGGGACGCAUUAUGAGGCUAUUCCAAGACGACCACCUUAGAAGGGUCCCAAUAUCGACAUUGUCUACCAACACCGAUGGUGCCCAGGAAAUCAACUUCGGAAAAGAGAUCAGGAUAUUUGAAGAUGAGGAGUUACAGCAGCUGUGGCACGCCGCACGCCAAGAAGACAAGCUCUAUCAAGAACUCACGAAGCUGGUAGCAGAUGGAGCGAAGAACAAUAGGGGCCUGCUGUGCUUUAGAGAACGCGUCUGGAUACCCGGUUCGGAGCCGCUACGUACGAAGAUCAUCCAGGAAACUCACGACUCUCAUAUCACCGGACAUCCUGGAAGGGACCUCACGUACUCGACUCUGUCGAGACGCUUCUUCUGGCCGGGUGCCGCUAGCGAUGUACGUCGGUUUGUGCGCAACUGCGAGGUUUGCGGACGAAACACCAUCUGGAGGAUACAAAGAAAGGACUCCUAA
Hirsutella rhossiliensis is the source of this 1566-nucleotide messenger RNA. Its product is annotated as reverse transcriptase (RNA-dependent DNA polymerase) domain-containing protein. The transcript is spliced from 5 exons. Bases 1 to 1566 code for a protein of 521 amino acids. The record is from RefSeq and is a predicted model, not a curated record. Lineage: Eukaryota; Fungi; Ascomycota; Sordariomycetes; Hypocreales; Ophiocordycipitaceae.